UUGCCGAUUAUGAUACAGUUAUUCGAUAAUGUCGAAUCAUUUUUCAAAAAUGACAUCGUCGUCGGAGUUUGUACAAAGCGAAACUGCUGAUACAUUUUCAUAAAAUGUGUCAUUAACGACAGUGUAACACUUUGUAUGACUCGUCAUACGGUUAGGAACUAAUAAAAAAAUACUGAGUACCUAAUGUACUUCUGAGCAAACUGAUGGCUUUCAGAGGAAGAGGAGGCGGUCCAUUCUAUGCAGGCGGGUAUGGGCCGCCCAAUAGACAAAUGCAGAUUUGCCAGCAACUAGGAAUAGCCUAUCCACCAGAUGGGGCCCAGGUCCAUGCCUACAUAAUGCAUGUGAAGCGGGAUGCUAGACGUUUUUUGAACGACAACUUUCUCAAUGAGGCCCUCCAACUUUACUCUCUGGCGUUGCUAGGAUGCGAGCUGUGUCCAACCAUGCCCACGGUCGUAGAGGAGAGACCCAAGCUGCUGUGUAAUCGGUCGCUCGUUUGUUUUAAGCUUCGUCGCUUUAAAGAUGCUGAGGAGGAUGCUAAGAUGACCGUUGCUGUGUGUCCUGCGUUUGUAAAGGGUUACUGGAGAGCCUCCCAGGCAGUGAAAGGGGGCCACAAUGGGGCACUGAAGGCCAUACCCUACCUCCUUGAAGGCUUGCGGCGAUGUCAAAUGGCAGGCAAUACAAAUGACCUGGUGGACUUUGUAGCAGAAAUAUGUGAACUGAUUCCUUCAGCACCAAGGAAUGAUACGAUGUUGUACAUGAUCCACAACAUCGGCAUUGGCAGAGACAUAUUACCGGUCGAUAUUUGGCAGAAAGUUGUCUGCCGGCUGGCCCAGAACCACAAGUGGGAAAGUCUUUCAAUACUAAUUUGUGGACGACAGAGUGGACCCUCGGAACCAUUGGAAGGCAUUGCCUGUGAGGUGAACUGCUCCGGCGUGAGUGUGGGGAACCUUCUAGCUGACCUUACCUACCCUACACUGAAGACAUGGGGCGAAGAUCUGGCAGUGGUGUUGAUUGUAUAUGGAGCAUCUAAAGAUGAAAUCGGCCUGAAGAACAAUAUGCCCACAAUGCACUAUUUGGUGAUUCUGGCACUAAAAUUAGAGAGUAUUCGUCUUCUGAUUGUGGUGGCAGAGGCGUAUGCAGGUGAGAGAAAACUGAACAUACAAAAUGUGGAAGGGAACACGGCAUUACAUGUGCUGGCCUUGUCAGAAAAGAUUGACACAGGAACAGGUCGUGAAAUCCUGAACAUCCUUCUUCAUGCGGGUUGCGAUGUGACCAUCCGUAACAACAAGAAUCAGACAGUCCUUGGAUUGCAUGAAGCCUACAGACUGGGCCUUCUCACGGCUGAAGCAGGCAAAUUGGAACAACUACGCAGUGAACUUGAACAGCUCAAGUCACAGGGAAAUGAAGCCUUGAAGUCUCGAGACUAUGUCCAGGCUCUAAAGUUCUAUGAUCAAGGACUUCUGAUAUCCCAGAAGUCUGAGCAGCUCUAUAAGGAGGCAGCCAUCUUGUACAGUAACCGUGCCAACGUGGUUUCACAUUGGGGAAGCACUGAGGACGCUCUCGCCAAUUCAAUUGCUGCAACUUCAUGUGAUAAAACGUACCCAAAGGGCUACUGGUGGAAUGGCAAGGUUCUGCAAGCACUGAACAACUUAGAUGAGAGCUUCGAUGUGUACAUGACCGGACAUAAACAGGUAUUAUUUCCGGACUGUCGUAGAUAUCCAAUCCUUGCCGAGCUCUUUCUGAAUACGGCAUUAUCGCCUGAAUAUUACCGAUCUGAGGCCUCUAUGGCAGAGCGCUACAAUCAGCUAACGGUGGUUGAUACAGAACUGUGGCCACUGGUGUUGGGCAAGCUGAGUGUGAAAGCAGACUGGAAGACCAUGGCCUACCUAAUACUGGGAGUCAACAUGGAGGACAACCAGCAAUAUGGGCAGUUUGUAACGGUGAAUGACAUGCCAAGCAUUUGCUCAGGCGUGGCUGCUGGGUAUCUCUUCAACGCCGAGGUCAAGGUCAGCACAGUGUUCGAAUUCCUGCGAAAAUGUGAUUGCAUCGCGUCAACUGUUUACUGGUUGGAUGCCACCUUGUUUGCUUUAUGUUACUACGGAAAAAUGACUGUCAUAAAUAGUUUGCGUGAAGAUGAAAAGGAUACUGUUCUGCACGCUGUUGUUCGAUUUGCAUUGAACACUGAGAGGAUGUCACUCCUGCAGGAGAUUCUUAGUCAGAACAUUCAGACUGAAGAAAGGAACGGUUUGGGUGACACGGUGUUUCACACUGUCGCCAAGUUCCGCCCUGUGCCCGACCCUCUGGUUUUGAAGAAGGUCCAUGAUCUUCUGAUGGAUAAAGGCUUUAAAGGCAAUUCAAUAAAUUCUGAGGGUAAACGCCCAGCAGAAUACAUGGACCCGUCCAGCUUUGAGCUUCAGCUCGACCUUUUACUCAACUCUGCUGGCCCUGAAAAGAAAAUAGCAGACAUCUAUUGUUUCAAACUGAAGGGCAACGACUUUUUUAAGGCUGGAAAUGCGAAUGCGGCCUUGGAUUGCUAUUCAAAUGCCAUUGUGCUUCUUGACUCCAUGCCACAAGGGGUUGCUGUGCAAAAGAUGGGCUUUCAUGAUAUAGCGGUACUCUUUGGAAACAGAACAGAGUGCUUUCUCAAGUUACGUUUGUACCCUCAAGCAUAUGACGAUGCCGCGAAAAGUGUCGCCAUUGAUGGAAACUGGUAUAAGGCCCAUAUCCGUGUCGGCAAAGCAUUGAAAGGCUUGAACGACUGGCGGAUGUCGGUGCAAGCGUUCUGCAAUGCUUAUUUUUGCCCAAUCUCGGAAGACAAGGUCAAGGUUGAUAUCCUGGUUCAGCUUGCACCUUUGCUACAAACCCUGCAUAUCCAUGGAAGACUGGAUAAGAUUCCCAUAGAUGAUGGCCACAUCUGGGCUCAGGCCUGCUACCACUGGCUGUCUCAGAAUGACUGGGACUCUGCAUCUGCUGCCUUCCACCAGUAUGACCAGUCCAAGUGUAAGCAGCCUCACCUGGCUCUCAGCUUGAAGCCUUGUUGCAAUAUCAGUAAACUCAAGGUGCAUAGCUGGUGUCUUGCUCUAAUGCAAUAUCUCCUAGACUGUGGGGCUGACAAGAAGACCAUCUCCGUGGAUGACGGAGACACCUACCUGCAUGCUGCUGUCAAAAUCUCACUUGUUGUCGGUAAGUCGAUGGAACUUCUGAAGUACCUUUUGAAGCGUUUCUGUCGCCCGGAUUACUCUGAUCAGCACAAUGUUGACCGGAGUGGCAACACGGUCCUUCAUACAGCCGCACAGCAGAGGAACGCAGGCAAAAAGAAAAGACAACAGGUGAUCGAGAUGCUGUUAAAGGCGAAAGUUGACGCGAGCGUACGUAAUCAGUCUGGUAAGGUGGCAUUGGAUUACCUUUCCUCAGGAGAACCCCAGAGCAAAGAGGUGCUGCGUUUAGCCAUGCACAACAGAGGGAAAAUUGCAAGCACAGUUGUAGACAAUGAAGAGACCAAGGGAGGUACCAAGGCAUCAAAGUCCGCUGAUGAGAAACAAUCCAAGAGUAAAUCUCGUCGCAAGGACCUCUGUGACCUCUGUGAAGAUCUGUAUCAGCAGGCUGCUGCUCUGCUUCAAGAAGAGAAGGUGAUUGAAGGUUUAGACAUACUGACACAGAUUCUAGCUGAACAACAUUCGAGUUCUCGUCACGAGGUCAUAGUAAACAAAACAGCCGCCAGCAUCGUUCUAGCCUUGUCUCAGAUUCAAAACCUGGAACACAUGAACAGCCUUCUGUGUAUCUCUAUGAACUACAUCAUCAAGAUCGUAGAAAAACUUGCCAAUGACUGUCUUUGGAAACAGCUCGACAUGUUGGUUAGGAAAUACAGGAAAAAGCACGGCAAAGAUAAGCUCAAAGAAUUUGCAACCAACAUGACUGUAGUUCAAGUCAUUAAUGAGCCGUCACUGGCCCAAAAUGAAGAUCUCAAGCUUCAGAUUGUGAUCAAUCUUCUCAACAGCAAUGCGUCAUUAGGGAGUGAUGGUGGACAUUUGGCCAUGAAGUAUGCUGUGGACGCUGAGCACUAUCGUGUUCUGUAUGAGCUUAUUAAGCGUGGGGCUGAUACACGUGCCUUGUCAGUGAGUCCCGGAGAUACGCCCAUACAUGCUGCUGCUCAAAUAGCCCUAGGAAAGGACAAAAGUCAUAUUAUACUGGAGCAUUUGCUUACACAGUACGACUCCAAACGUGAGGAGAAUGGACAUCUGGAUCCUGAACAGCUGGACAAAAAUGGGGACUGUCUUUUUCAUCUUGUAGCCAAGGUCAAGAGCAGCUCACAAGCUGUCAAGGUGACAGAGAUACUAUGCAAUCGUAGGAUUUCCGGCAACUACGUCAACAAGGAUGGAAAGCUACCGCAAGACUACAUCACGAAGCAAAAUGAUCGCCGCCUUCAGUUCCUUAGACUUGCCAAGUCUGUACAGCCCACGAACAAGCAAAUGUUUAACCGUAAGAAGACAGCAACAAAAAACAUUCCUCUGGUAGAAGACCUCAAUGAUUUUGGAAGACCUGCUGAUAGCGAGGCAAACAAACCUGCUGUUGCGAAACAUAUCACUAAAGUUAUCUCGACCAGGGAAAUGAGAAUAAAGAAAAUAAGCUCUCUAAUUCGUCUCUUACCGGAUAGCUCAAAUUCAGUAUUCAGCCCAGUAGAGGUUGUACAAGAAGUAGAUGUGAACGAUUUAACACAGGCAUCAGAUGUUACAGAUAAGGCAUCAUUGCCGAUCAAUCCACCAGAAAACAAGGUUAAAACAAAUGCAGCAGGAUUGGAUUCAGACUCAGAGAGUGAUGAAAGUUACAUGAGUGCAUCUGAAGUGCCUGAGGAGGCAUUUUGUGAUAUGGGAAAUGUUAUGGUUGAUGUGAAACCUGCAUCUGAUAAGCUCGUUGUCAUUGACAUAAUUGCUGUAAGUGAUGAGGAAGAACCGGGAAAGGAGGUUAUGUAUGAACUUGCUGUUGAUGGAUCUGAUGAUCAUACAAAUGCAAGUGUAAAACUCAAUUGUUUGGAAACCGCAAGCAACGCAUAUAAAGUUGACCUUCAGAUAAAUGUUGAGAAAUUUGACCAAUCGGUAACAAUGGGAAAAGUUAUGGAAAUAAACAAUAUUGAUCACAAAGACAUUAAAGACCUUGCAGACAUUCCCCCACAAUAUGCAGACGAUAUAGUUGAGAUUGUUGAAGACAAAGAAAGUGAUGAUGAUGCAGAUAAUGAGGAGACUUUUGAUGUAGAUGCACAGGUGUUUGACAACUUAGAAUGGGAGGUUGAAUGCACUGCUGAGGUGUGGAAGACACUGAGAGACAAACGUGUGUCGCUAGACCUGAAACGACGAAUAGUGCACAAAAUACAGCUACUCGCCAGCGGUGAUUGGCAGCCACAUCUCUGCAAAAAACUAGUCCAUGUGCUCCCAACUUUGAAUCUGUUUGAAGCAAAGUUUAACAAAGGCCAGCGUAUCAUCUGGGAGCUAGCAGUGGCAUUCUCUCCACGUCUUAGUGAGACGGCCGAACGCCGUCUCCAUUCGGAGGAAGGGGGCAUAAUUCAGCCUGUUCGUGGAGGGAAUAUUUAUUCUGAGAUUAUACGAGUCUGGGAUAUCGUCAUGGACCAUAAGAAGAUUUACAGAUCGGUUCAGAGGAUAAACAAGUCCCAUGAGCGGGGAGAGCAGUGCAUCAUUCAAAAGAACCUGCGAGGUAUGCGCGUUGAUGAGAUCACACAACCUGGGGUCGGCAAGCGCUACCCAUUGCUUUACGCAGAAAAUGACGUUACCAAAGAAGAAUUGGUACAUCACAAUCAGGUGAUUCAGAAAUACUUCCCGCCAGCGAGCUCCAACGAGAAUGAGUACCACAUUCUCAAGUUCUACUCGUUUUCGUCCGCUCUUGUAAGUCACGUUCUACAGAACAUUGAGACCAAGGUUGACUUUCCGUUCCGAGUGACAGACCUGGAGCAUGCCUUCAUCAACCUCAAGUCUAAGGCUCCCAUUUUGCUCCUCGGAAGAAGUGGAACUGGUAAGACAACCUGCUGCAUGUACCGACUGUGGAGUCAGUUCCAUACCUACUGGUCGAAGGCGAAAGAAGCUGGAGGUCCCAUUCUGCCUCGAUGUGUUGAGUUUGUGCAUCAGGCACCCAUUAAGGAAAAUAAUUCUAAUGACGAAGGAGAGAGCUCAGACAACUCUGAUGGCGGGAAGGAAGUUACUGGAGCCACUGGGGGACCUAUGCCAGACGCCCUUGUGUGUACCACGCCAGAAGAACCAUUUGAAGAGGCGGAAACUGUGUACGACCAUCUCCAUCAGAUGUUUAUAACGAAAAAUGCAGUUCUCUGCAGUGAGGUGCAGAAGAAUUUCCGCGAGUUAAGUCACGCAAACGACCUGAUUGCAAAUCACUUGCAACACGAGGAUGAAAAUCUACCGCCUCUCCUUCAGGACGUUAAAGAUUACGCAUUUCCAAUGUUUGUCACUUCCAGGCAAUUGUUGCUUAUGCUGGAUGCGUCCGUUGGUCCUCCUUUCUUCUUUGAACGGAAGGAAGACGGCAGUCUCAAGGUUGACAUCAGUGGUUGGACAGAUGCCGGAGGUCCACUCAGUAUUCUGUCACUUCUGCAUGAUGACUCUGAUGCUGAUGAAGAAAUGGACGAGUUUGAAGAUGCAGAAAAUGAAAUUGAGAUGGGAGAUAACUGGAAUAAUGUGAGCUCUGGCAAAGCAACAAAGGUUGACCCUAGAAGGGAAAUAACCUACACAGUGUUUGUUGAGGAAAUAUGGAGGCGCACAAAGAGGAACACGUCGUCAUAUCACCCAUCCUUAAUUUGGACAGAGAUCAUGUCAUUUAUCAAAGGUUCAUAUGAAGCGUUGUCAAAACCAAAAGGCCACUUGAACAAGGAAGAGUAUUUUGAGCUGGGAAGAAAGCGAGCACCAAACUUCUCCGGGGAAAGAGAUCUGAUCUACUCUUUCUUUCUCAAGUACGAACACUUCAGGAAGCAGCAUGCAUUGUUUGACGAGACCGAUCUUGUGCAUGAUGUGUUUCAACGUCUUCGACAACUGAAGUCUCGCCCAUGGGUGAUUCACCAGAUUUUCGUCGAUGAGACUCAGGAUUUCACACAGGCAGAACUUUGUCUGUUAAUACGAUUAUGCCAAAAUCCAAAUGAAAUGUUUCUCACAGGCGACACAGCACAGAGCAUCAUGCGAGGAAUAUCAUUUCGGUUCAGUGAUCUACGUUUACUGUUUUUCCACGCCAAACAAUCUAUGCAGGCCAUGGGAAAAACUUCAGCCGUUGAGGUCCCUAAACAGGUAUACCAACUCACGCAUAACUAUCGGUCUCACGCUGGCAUUCUCUCCCUGGCAACCAGUAUUCUGGAACUCAUGGUUGAAUUCUUUCCGGAUUCCUUCGACCGGCUGCGACCGGAUCAGGGUCUCUUCAAUGGCCCGAGGCCGAUUCUUCUGGAAUCAUGUAGUUUUGGGGACCUUGCUGUUCUGUUGAGGGGAAACAGGCGAAAAACAUCGCACAUUGAAUUUGGCGCACACCAAGCUAUUCUAGUGGUCAAUGAUGCAGCUCGAGAUUCCAUUCCGGAAGAGUUACAACUUGGUCUUAUUCUCACGAUCUAUGAAGCAAAAGGGCUUGAAUUUGAUGACGUACUUCUCUACAACUUUUUCAAAGACUCCCAGGCAUCAAAGGAAUGGCGUGUGGUCACGGAUUUCUUGGAUCGUUUGGUUAUGGAGCAAAACGAAUCAACGAAUGUUUCUAGUGGCAACCUGGUCACCAUAGACCAAGAAUUUUUGGAAUUAUCAACUCGCCCCCGACCACUCAAAUUUGACGCCAACCAACACAAAGUCCUGAAUUCAGAGUUGAAGCACUUGUAUACGGCGUUGACAAGAGCUCGUGUGAAUGUCUGGAUAUUUGAUGAGGACCGCGAAAACAGAGCGCCAAUGUUUGAGUAUUUCAAGGCGCGCAAACUGGUGAAGCAUUUGGAAGUGCAAGAAAUAAAUGAAACAAGUCUGUCAGAAACAGUUUUUGCCGAGAAAUCUACUCCUGCAGAUUGGUUGCGACGCGGCGAGGACUUCAUGCGCCACAAUUUGUACACAGUGGCAGCCAAGUGCUUUGGAAUGGGGAGAGAUCAUGAGAGAGAAAAGGUGGCUCUGGCUCAUGGACAGGCACUCCAGGCAUCAAGACUGAAAGAUAAGCCUCGUCAGAUGCGAGAUGAGUUUUUACAUGCGGCUGAGCUGUACCUGGAGUGUAACAAGCCUGCAAAGGCUGCACUGUGCUUGCAGAAUGCCAAGGAACGAGGGCUUGCAGCUGAACUCUUUGAAAAACUUGGGCAGUACGACAGAGCUGCAGACAUCUACAAGAAGAUGCAACUACCUCUGGACAGCAGCAGAUGUUAUGAACAGAACGGAAACUUUAACGAAGCUAUCAAAGUUCUGUGUGAUAAUGAAAACUUCGAUAUGGCCAUAGACACUUUACGAAGAUACAACAUCAAAACUAAAGAUCUGAAACAGAGAGGAUUGCUAAUCCCAAUAUCCCUGAUUGAAAAUCGACCUGAUGCUGCCUACACUGAGGAAAGGCUGAGUCAUAGGGCGGCUAAUUUGUACCAUAAGUACAAAAAAGAAAACAAGAUGAUGGAAGCUGUUGAGAAAUUUAAAGAUGCCAACGAUCGUGUCCAAUUUCUAAAAGACAGAAACUACAUUAACAACGCAGCAGAGAUAUUGGCUAACUCAGGAAAGAUUGAAGAAGCGGCCGAAAUGCUGUUCACUUAUGGAAAAAGAGAUGAAGCUGUUAUAAUGGCAAAGAAAACAGAAGAUGAAGCAGUGAUUGGCAAAUAUCUCCUCAUGAAGUGCAGAUCUCUUCUAUACGAUAAAGAAAAAUCAUCUACAGAACUUGGAGAAUCAAAUUUGAUAGUUAAAGAUGCAAUACUCGAAACAAUAGAAAUGUUUGAGGCUUGUAACGAUUUUGAUGGGCUAGGAGCUGCAUGGAUGUUGAAAUGGGUAUUGUCGAAGAAUACACAGUGUAUUGAACAGGCUAUACAGUCUUUCCGAAAGUCCAAACCCUUUGAAAACACAGCUGGCAUAGUUGAAUGCGCGCAUUUGCUUGUAAACACACAAAACCUGAGUCUUGAAAACUUGGAAUUAUGUAUAAAAAGUAUACACGAUUUGUUUAACGUGUGUCAUGCUCUGCUGUUUCCAAACUCAACUCAAAAUUUUGACAGACUUAAGAAGUUUGACAGUUUUUAUGGCUUCAAACUUUGCAGUGGUGAGAAAUUUGCUGUACAUCCAAAGGAAAGACCACCUUGUCUUGACAUUAUUCAAGAUCUCAUUUUUUCGAAAAUUGAGAAAAAAAAGCAAGUUAUAGAAGUCUCAAAAAAAGAAGUUCGUACUAUUUUAGCUGUUGUCCUUCUUAAAAGAAUUCCGCAAUGGCUUGAACCAAUUUUUUUGCGCAUUCAGGUUCUUAGGGAGGAAUCAAUGCUUUGUGAUUGGUUCAGAUUCGAUAUGCCUUGUACUCUUGGAAUGAAAUGUAGAAAGCUUCAUCGCCUGCAAACAAAAGACGAUUUUAGCAUGUUGAUAAAACUGGACGUUUUGUGCAUAGAAUGUGAAAGCCAUGUCCAAAGUGGAGCUUCAAGCUUGAUUGAAAAGAAGUGUCCAGCUGCAGUGACAUCAAUUGUAGAAGUGUUUGUUACAAAUAAGGUGGACAAUCUCUACGAAAAGUAUAAAGGCUGCUUCUUUCUCUGGAAUGAUCUUAUGCCAGUCGAUGGACAUCCAAAUCUUAUUGGGAAUGAUAGUAAAAAGCUGACGGAAUACAUUUCAGGAAAUAAGGUUAGAAAGCAACUGAAAGAGUUCUUACAAGGGCAAUGGAAACACGCAUUAGCUUGUGACAAAGGUAUGCUGCUCAAUAGCCAGGCUGUUAAAGAAUCGGAAGUUUUCAUGCGCAUUGAGUUUGGCUACUAUCUUUUCCGAUUUACAACUGGUAAACACCAGUUUGAAACAUCACCUUCAUCAAAAAUGAGACAACUGGAAUUUCAGCUGGAUUACGAAAUAAUAAAGGAAGGAAGACGCUUCAACCAAACGCAUUACACACUCAUGGUUUCGCCGGACAACAAUACCAUGAAUGUCGAGUGUACCGCACGAAGGUUUAUCGAUUCAUUUGAUGAACUUUUGAAGGGAGAUGUGCGGGAAUCUGUUGAAAAAUUCACGAAAUUCAUUAUUCUUUCUAGCAAAAAAGAUGUUGCCGUUCUUGAACCGUGGGUGUUCAUGAUGUGGUUGGAGUUCUUCUCUUCGUUGGCUUCCCUUAUUAUUGCGAAAUUGAAGGGUCAGAAUUUUGCAGAUUUCCUAUGUGUUCUUCCAAACAACUAUUUGAAGCCUCAUGUUUUUUGUGGAGUCAACCAUUCCGUCUGGCCUCAAAUAAUUGAAGCAAUUCAGAGGUUUCAAACAAGCUACAAAAAUAUACCAAACAUGAUUUCAAGAAUGCAAGAACGUUUAAAAUGUAUGGCAUUUGCUGUUGCAGGAUUUUGUGAUCAUUUACCGUUGAUGGAAACUUUAUUGAAGAAAAGUGUAGAUGAUCCCAUGAUGUUUGGUUGCAUUGAAAGACUUUUGAUUCUGACAAUGACUCUGGUUUGUAACAUUGGCAAAACUGUUGAAAUAGUUAAUGAACAGUCGUUAAUGAAUAUGAUGACCAAAAUUAAAUUAGAAGACAAUGCACCAUUGCGCCUCAGAAGAACACUGCAGCGUUUGCAGAAUGCUACAGGAAUAGCAGAUGUUGCUAAUGUACUAAUGGAUUUGUUGAAUAAUCGACAAAGAUCAGAGCAAUUACUGCUAUGCUCAUGGAAAACAGAAAAUAAAAUUCUCAUUCUUGCAAAAAGUGCCCUUAAGACUUCAGCCGAAAUUAGUGGAAUGUUCGAUAACCAGUUCUUCAAUGCUGACAAAACAUUGAAAGCAAUGAAACAAAACAAAGAAGGCUGUUUUAACGUUAAUGAAGACAAUGUCGUAGAAACGGACUAUCAACAGGAAACUGACGUAGAGGAUUAUCAGACUAAAGAGGAAAUUGAAAAAAGUCAAAGGGAAAAACAAGAACAGCAACUACGAGACACGAAGGAGCGGGCUGUCACGACUAUUUCGCGUUGGUAUAGAAAGAUACGCGAUAAGAGGCAUGCCAAAAAAGAUACAGACACCUCAUUUGAUUCAAGUUUUGCUGGAAUAAAAGUUGACAAUAAGUCCUGUGGUAUAUGCGGUGUUUAUUUCGAACAAUUGGUCACAAGUAUACAUGACGGUAAAUCAAAAGAAAAUGCGAUGCAUUCUGUUAAACAUAUGCGUAAGCGUAAUGAUAUCACAUCUGAAAUGAUGUUGCAAGUACGUAAUGAACACAUGGCUACCAAAGACCAUCAACGGAACUCCAUAGAAUUAAGAAAUUUCAAGAAAACUUAUCAGGAAUCCAUUGAACCGAAACUAAAAGAGAUAAAAACGUUCCUAUAUGAUUCGGGGUUCAGACUAGUUGACCAGUCGUAUGUAGAGAAACAUUAUGCACAACAUCAGAUGGACAUACAAAGACUUCCAACGCUUGUAGCCCAAAUAGAGAAAGAACUUCAAGUCAAGAUCAACAGCAGAUUGUGGAAGCAUGAGGGUUUAGUUGACAUGAAAUUAAAAGAGUUGGACAAUAAUUUCCGAACUGUAAAACCGUACAUUGAGCUGAUUCAGGAUAAACUUAGACAGGAAAAUGAAGAGAAGGCUAAACAAGCUGCUGCUUCGAAAAUUCAAAGAACUGAAAAGUGUGAGGAUGAAACAGAGGAUAUACAAGAAGUCGUUGAAGAACCUAAAAUGGAACCUAGAAAAGGUCGAGCAAACAAGAAAUCAAAGAGGAAGCGUUAGCCGAUGUUUUUUGAUUUGCAUCGAAACUACAUGGUUAUGUUAAACUCUUGACCGUAAAAAUAUGUUCAUGUAUGUAAGCUAUAUUUGUGUUCUUUCAUAAAUAAUUUGAUAUACUAUCCAAAGUGACCGGUGUGUUUUAUGUGUACAUAGUAAUCGAAUAUUAUUUUUGAAUUAUUUUGUAUGUAAGCACGUCAAUGUAAAAUGUGUUUUAUUUCGUAAAUAUUUACAUGUGACUUGACUUGUCCGUCAGUACGUACGUCCCGAAGCUUGUGUUUUGCACCUCCUGUUUAAAACCUGGGUAAAUAUCGCUCAAAUUUUGACUUUAACGAGCUUAAUAUUCAUAUGAUUAGUAAAAAAUCAAUAUUGGCAGAAUAAUGGCCCUUUGCCUGUUUGUCGUGUCCCAAAACUUUCCUUUUCAAAUCUUUUUUAACUAUUUGGUUUACAGUUGGAUGUGUAGACGGUUUUAAAGAAAAUAAUUUAUGGUGUUACGUUUUUUUGCAGAGUUAUGGCCUUUCGUGUGUUUAUCAUGAGAGAAUAUAUAGUUUCUUAAAACACUUAUCUACUUGCUUUAAUUACUGGGUGAAUAUCUCAGCGUUGAAUGACCUGAAUGUGCAGGUAAUCGUAAAGAAAGGAAUUUCGGCGGCGACUAUAUCGGCAGAAUAAUUGCCCUUUGUCUGUAUGUCCACAUGGGAAAAUAUAGUCCGGCAAAUGCGUCUUUUUCAGCGCCUAACUAAAUUGCCAAUAGCUAAAACUGUUACAUAUGAUCAAUGUGAAGAUGAUUUUUUGAAAUUGUAUGGCCCUUUUGUGUUUUCCCCUGUAGAAUGUACAGUAAAUUGUUCUUUGUCGUAAUAUGUGUUCGGGGGCAUUAGUGCCUGUGACACAUAUAUAGUUUAAAACAAAUGAUAAUGUUUUAUUAAACAUGUCCUCCAUAUCGUAAGCUAUGUUUACACAAUUAACUACCGUUACUAUGUGACGUCAAAGUCGGUAAUGUUGCUCAGUUUACACAUUAAGUUACCUUUAAUUUGCGACUUCUUAAUCAGUUAUAUUGCUUUGAUUACACAUUGAACUACGGUUAUUAUUUUGACUGACGUCUUGAUAUGUUAUGGUGCGCUGCUUACACGUUCAAUGUCCAUUACUAUGUGAUUUCCUAACACGUAAUGUUUCUAUGUUAACACAUGGAAUACCGUUAAUAUGUGACAUCUUAUAUUUAAUGUUACUGUUAAUACAUUGGGCAACUGCUAAUAUGUGACUACUUAAUAUUUUAAACUGUUCUGUUAACAUUUUGAACUUCCGUUACUAUGUGACUUUUGUAUCUUAUGUCGCCCUGUUUACACAUUUAAAUACAUUACUAUGUGAUUUAAUUUUUUGGAUGCUUCUACGCGUUCACUUUGGGAGAGUUAGUAUGAUCAUGGGUAAAAUUUACACAUAUUCUCUCCACAAAAUAUACAUGUGCCUUACAAUAAUAAUGAUCUCUGCUGUUAAGUAUUACUACUAUUGCAAAGGGGUCUGCCAACUUCACAACGAUUUUCCUGGCUUUUAUCUUUAUACACGAAUAUAUACAAAAUAACAUUACGAUGAAAUAUGGAUACUUUAAGCGAUCUAAAUCGGUUGCAGCGUACAUUGCACAGUAUAUUUUCUUUAUCUCAUUAAACUGUUGCAAAACGUGAACGAAAAAAACGAAUUAAAAUAUCAGAAAUAAUCGGAUAUGGCACUAAUGAAAUUCACUGAGUGUCGUGGAAAUGUUUUCGAACUAUAACAUGUGACGUUUUGUAUUUUUAAUUUUACCAUGUUUUCACAUUAACGUGAGUAUAUUUCUGUGAUAUUGCUUGUCUUGUUGUAUAUAAAUGUAUGCAUAGUGUUCGUAUGGUCAAGGACACAACAUUUAGCUCAAACAUUCCACGACGUAUGUGUCUUAUGAUAUUUUUUGUUGUUAAUUAUUACUGAUGUUGCAUUUGGAUCUGUCGAAUUGAAAAAUUACGUCAGUUUUUCUGUUUUUAAGCUAAUCAGAGUAGUGUGGUGUGAGUCGUAUUUCUCCCACUUUCUGCAAAGUACUGCUGCAAAAUCUUUAUCAAAAACUAAUUGCAUGAACAUAUUUUGAUUUGCUUUUAAGCACUCGAGGCGUGUCUAUAAAGAUAACAUGUUUGUAUAAAACUUGUGUCAUAAACACUUCAAUGUGGACAGUUUCAUUGUAAUAAAUAGAAGACCAACGUUUGUUAGUACGCUCUGGAUUAGGUCUUGAAACCUGUUAACUUUAUUAUACGGUUAUAAAUAAUGUGUGCACUUAGGGGAACUUGACUUAAUUUUUGAUUGCUUUUUUCUUGUUUGGUUUCUUCAUCAACUAACAAUUUUGCGUAAUAAUAGUACAUGUAUUUAGUUUAUUGUUACCUACUACAACACAAAAUUAACAAUCUUGAUGAUAAACUUUUUUUCAUUUUGUUAACCAGGUUUUCCGAAGGAAAAAACUGUUUAUUAGAUUGGCGAAUGUCGGCGGGCGCGAGGGCGGGCAGUAUGGCGGGCGGGCGGAAGAAGCUUGACCGGGCCAUAACUUUGUCGUUCAUUGUGAGAUUUUAAAAUCAUUUGGCACAUUUGUUUGCCAUCAUUAGACGGCGUGUCGCGCGAAAGAAUUACUUCAAUAUCUCUAUGGUCAAGGUCACACUUUGAGUUCAAAGGUCAAAAUUGCCAAAAUGAGCUUGCCCGGGCCAUAACUAUGUCAUUCAUUGUGAGAUUUUAAAAUCAUUUGGCACAUUUGUUCACCAUCAUGGGAUGGUGUGUCGCACAAAAUAAUCACGUCAAUAUCUACAAGGUCAAGGGCGCCACGACUAAAAAUAGAUUUAUUUUGAAACAAAGGUGGUUAAUUUCGUUUGUUCAGUUCAAAAGUUCAGUUUGAGUUGUCUCUCUUUAUCAGAAUGUUUUUCUCAAUGAAAACCUGGUUUUGUGACAAUUUUGUCCCUUGUUCUGCGUUGGUUAAAGUUGCAUUUAGUUGACAUAUAAAUGUACUAUAUAUGUCUUGAACAGGGAUUCCUUUGGAAAUGCUAUGUUCUAUGGUGCAUGAAUUCUGUUUCAUUAAACAUAAAAGCAA
This is a messenger RNA of Dreissena polymorpha, 14934 nucleotides long. RefSeq names its product TPR and ankyrin repeat-containing protein 1-like. The record is from RefSeq and is a predicted model, not a curated record. Gene Ontology annotation, molecular function: ATP binding; protein binding. NCBI's taxonomy places the organism in Eukaryota, Metazoa, Mollusca, Bivalvia, Myida, Dreissenidae.